AUGAGAAAUUCUCAAACCACUUCAAACCUUGCAUACUUUGCUGAUCACUAAAGCAAUAUGCCAGUGGCAAGUACAAGGAUAAACAAUGUAGAAAUUAAAUCUUCAGUGGCUAAAAAAGAAAGCCGAUAAUUUAUAAACCAUGUAGAUGCAUUAUAAAGAAAAUCAAUAAAUGUUAAAAAUCUGCUUAUUAUAACUGAUGAUUAAGUAAAAUAAUUCACUAUUCUCAAGAAAUUGUUUCAAAAUGCUAAAGAAAGUGUACAAUCUUAUAGAAGUCCUAAAAACUGGCUAAAAAAAGAUGAGAAGUGUCUGGACUAAGGGAAUAAGGGAAAGAAGAGAGUACUUUCUCCAGUUGAAUAAAACGAAGUGAUUGAAUAUUUGCAAAGAAAAAAUGAAGAAUUAGCUUAAGAAAAUAAAUAAAAAUAAUAACUAAUUAAUAGAUUAUUGGGGGGAUGUAAUGGAUCUUAAAGGAUAAAGAAAGUUCAAUCACCUAAAUCUUUAAUGACAUUGAAAUAAAUUCCAAAAUCAGCUGAUGCUGAAAAGUAGAUGGAAACCUACUUUAGACUGCCUUUAAUUAAAACGCCAGAACCAUAAUUAGAAUAGAAACAGGAUAUUUAAAGAAGGUAGUUCUAUAAUGAAAGAAUUGAAUCGCUUAAUUUAUAUAACAUGAGUUUUGGAAAAUAAAUAAAUUAAAAUGAAGAAAAAAUAACAAAAGAAUAGUUUGAAAUGACAUCAAAUUACAAUGGACAAAGCAGUCUAAGAAAAAAAUUGCAUUCAUAACCUAAUCAUCCAAUUAAAAAGAAUCAUUUUUAAAAAUUCCUUUUAAAAUUGCCUUAGGAAUUUCAUUUAGGGAUGGACAAUCAAAAAAUAAAGCUUUGA
This is a messenger RNA of Paramecium octaurelia, 876 nucleotides long. The record is from the annotation of a GenBank genome assembly. Lineage: Eukaryota; Ciliophora; Oligohymenophorea; Peniculida; Parameciidae.